Porites lobata is the source of this 34811-nucleotide messenger RNA. The record is from the annotation of a GenBank genome assembly. NCBI's taxonomy places the organism in Eukaryota, Metazoa, Cnidaria, Anthozoa, Scleractinia, Poritidae.
AUGUGUCUUGCAACGCAGCCUCGCUGGCUCUACAUUCAAUAUUCCUACAAGUUUUUGUUCUUUCUCUGGAUUUUUACUGGAUGUAGUAACUCGGUCAGUGGAAACCCAAGAGUGAAAGCGAUUGUUACCAAAGCUAGAUGCUACGCAAAUUGCUUGACGAAGGUGAGUCACCUUUCAAUAUUCUUUCUCGGAAGGCGGCCGUUUUAAAACGAUCUGUGCCAUGCUGUCUUUGAAGUUGAACAGUGUCCCUUAUCAGUUUCUCGUAGUUUCAAACAAAUCUACUGUCUUAAAGACAAUGCCAUGAAUAUUAUUUUUACUUCAAUAGUUGAUUUUGAAAGAAAUAAUAGCCAUCUUCAAUAAGUUGAAACGCACAAAUUAUCUAAUUGAUUGCCCAAUAUCAAACAAUUCCAGCCGAUUUCAAUUUGGACACGUUUUUUCAUUCCAAUUUAAAAUUGUUGCUUAUCUGCAUAGUCUUGUCCCUUUCUCUAAUGACCUUUGCAUCGAAGCGUUUGAUGGAAGUCAGAGAAUAUGGUUGAUUUAUCGCCUCGUAAAAUAAAACAAUUAUGGAAUGUAACGAAUCACGCUGUAGGGCCUGAUUCGAAGGAACAUGCAAGAAGACUGACGAUCGCGAAGACAACCGGAUGCAAAAUAAUUACGACUUCCCAAAACAAAGAAAACUCUCGUUAGCACCUUUAUAUUUAUUCCAUAGCUCUGCUUCAAGUAGUGAUUUAAACGUGUUUUUUAUGAAUCAGGAAGAAAGGAGAUUAUGACCUUUUUAUAACAUCGCAGUUCUUAUCACAAAUUAACAGUUAUAAGUUGGCAACAAUUUCAUAUUGCUAAAUUAUUGCUCUUUCCUACUGGACAGUAAUAUAUUAGCUCAUAUUGUACAAGGUCUUUUUUAGCGGAAACGGUUUCUCUUUUCAACUGCCGGUCUUAAAUUGUAAAUAAAACUUGAAAUUUCCUUAGGUUUAUCAAAACACUGCUGACUGACUGCUUAGCACUUUGCCCUCAUUAACAUAUUACUGUGACAGGGUAUAAUUAAUUAUACUCAGAAGUUCAAAGGGAAUUGCGGAACGAUAUCAGCCAAGAUAUGACUCAAAACAUGUUAAGAUAUGAAAUGUUCGUCAACAAUAAGGGUCUGGUAGUUUUUAAUCGUCAAAAUUUAUCUCAAGCAAAUUGAAUUUUAAUCGAACAAAGAAUAAUAAAAAAUCACAAAAGAAGGCAAUCAAAACUCAAUUUAAAAAAACAAUUUUUGUUUUCAAUUUGGCAUUUUGUUGUUGUUGUUUUAAGCCGGUCUAAUUUUGGUCUGAAAAGUUAGUUUAUGAUAUGGAUAUUCUUGAGGUUUGAGCCUAAAGCGAGAAUAUACGUACCUUUCAAGUUUAGCCUUUUCGCUCCCCUAAUUAUUGAAAUUUACACCAGUUCUUUAUUCGCAAAAUGGAGAAUGACGGAAUGAUUUUAAAAUUUGGUUAUCACUCAGUUUCCAUACAGCUCUAAGUGGCGUGUGAUACGAAAGACAAAAUGUCGCAUAUGUACAUAAUAUAUCCUGAAAAGGCAAUUCUCAAGGUUAAAUUAGGGUGUUUCGAUACAGUUUUUCAGACCCCAUACCAAUAUUUUUCAGUCGACGUAAAAGUGAUUUUAUAUAUCCUCGUAAGAUCGUUAUAAAAUCCUUACCAAUAACUGACUUUGGAUUAAAUUUUGUUAAAAUCGAUAAUUGAUAUUACCAUGAAAACGAUCAGCAAAAAAGCCUUGAAACCAGUUUUGGGUGAAAAAUUUAACAUCGGGAACUCAAGUAUCUAGUAGUAUUUGGCAAACAAACUCCGUGAGAAAAAACAAAAACUGUUAGUGCAUCCAAAUAAGACGCAUAUAAAUUUCAAAUCUUAUAUUCUCAAUAGCCGUGAAAGAAUGAACGAAUAAGCGAAUUCUAAAUGACUCAAAUCACUCUAAAAAAGCUUAAGGGAUCAAAAGAAAAUUCCCUUGAUCUUCCCGUGAGCGACUAGUACCCAAGAUGGGAAAGGUCAGUGGUUUCUUACAGGAAGUGAUCACUUACGAGAGUCGGGCCACAGGGGUUCCCUUCAAAAGAGAAGAUCCCCAAUAUACACCUUCUUUUGGAUCGAAGAGUUUCAAUUGUAUGCAAUUUCUAAGUGACGAUAUUUAGUUCCACGUUCUCACUCAAGGUUUUUCACAUACUCUGAGUCAGUGAACUCAGUAUACACAGGCAAGCGGUCGCUUGGAAACAUAAAAACAACCGUCAGCCCAAAAAGUGGUCAUGCACAGUCGCAUACAACAGAUGGUCGCUCAGGCAAUGUGCUUACUAUAAGGAUUGUAGACAGGGAAACUUUGUGUUUUUGAUAGGUGGUCGCUUACGAGAGGUUCUAACUAUAGGGCGUCGGCUGGGAAAGUUUUGUUGUUUGGGAUAGGUGCUCGCUUACAAGAUGUGGUCGCACACGGGACUUUCGACUUUUGAUCAUUUCGUGGGCGACUGACUAAGACUGUCAACCAUUGUGCUAAAUUCUCUCAUAGAUAGCUAGUGCUCUAUUCGCCAGUACUUAUUAUAAGCGUUAGAAACAAAAUUACGAUAUCUGUUUGGCGUGAUUUUCAUGAUUAAAGGUAAUGAAUCCUAAGCCAUAAGAAAACUAAAAUAGUCCCUGGUUAAAGUUUGUUAAGCUUCGUAUUAUAACCCAUUCCUCUUUAAUUUGUUUUAGAAUCCAGCGAGCAAUGAAACUGAAAUUCCUUGUCAAACAAAUGACUGUAAAGAAGUAAGUAGCAUUAUUUUCAUUCAGUGAAGUUUAAAAUAAUAACACAAUUCAAUCUCAUGGGGUUAAGGAGAGUACAAAACAUCGAAAAACAUUUAUAAUAGGUGAAACCACUAUUUAACAUUAUUAUUCAUUCAAAAUAUUUCCCCGAUUCUGAUUGGCUAAAAGAACACGCAUAAUUCACCAUAACCAGCUACUGAUGACCAAAUUUGGAAGAAUUUGCGUUUAAUGAACCGAUGACGUCAAAAGUGCAGCUUUCUUGCAGGUUAGAGAUAUGAUUGACAUUUUUACUCACCUGUUUGCAAGAUUGAGUUGUUUUGGUUGUGAACUUGAAAAAUAGCGGACAUUUCACUCGUUUCAAGAGUAAGAACUAGGCGAAAAAAUAGCUAAAAACAUGGUAAGAACAGCGCCCAAGAAGACAAUUAACUCGAAGGGCGACAUCUGCUAUUGGGAGAAUGCUUGGGGAGCUGAACAACCCUAAACGUUCACUAUCGAAGAUGAACUUAACAUCGAUGGAUCGAUGGAGGUAAACAUGUUUUAGCUAUGUUUUUAAACUAGGAAGUAUUUUGAAUGAAUAAUAAAACGAUUAUUGAAUUCGGCUUUCGUAUCAUAUGAAGAAUUAUUGAGAUCUCGGAGGGUGUUAUCCGCCUCGGCCUACGGCUUCAACGGAUAACACUCUCCUCGAUCUCCGUAAUUCUUCGGAGGUACUCAGCCUCAUUCAUUAAUUGUUAAAUAUUCAUUUUCUAUCCUUGAUAUUUGUACUCUUUCUUUAAUUUUAGUGCUUAGGUCCAUGUGGAUUAUCUGAUGCUGAUGAGGCAGCAUGUAAACAGACCUGCGUAAGUGCCUACACCUUUGGAAAUUCCUGGCGUUCGUGUGCACCACACCUGUGCCAGUUUAUUGUAAAUGUUCAGGUCAUUUGUCAUUUCACACCAAUUUCAAUUUGCCGUUUUCUAAUUGAAUUUGUUUCGUAUUUCAGAGAGCGUCAAGCAGCUGUCUUGAGAGCUGUGAGUUUUUAACCAAGGUUAAAAACUUCUCUUCAGUAACAAAUGGAGAUAAUUCCUCUACCCCAACUCCAGGAACACCUUCAAUAACAAACCGGAGUUUGACCUCCAUCAGCUUGAAUUGGGAGGCUGUGCAAAAUACGACUGGUAGCCCUGUUUACAUGAUUGAAAUGGCGUUUUCCGAUAGUGGAGGAAACUCUUUUUGGCCUGUCUAUUUGUCGGAGGUAGAUUGAAUAUAGUCUAUCGUUUUUGGAACGCUUGCUCUCGAUCGAUCUCUCGCUUGUAGACAUUUCUUACACGUUGUUAUUAGCCCACCUAAUUUAUGGCGUUUCCUAGGUGUUUGUUAUACCAGAGGCCACAAUAUCAUUCCCAAGUCUUUGCGCUUACGUCAGGUCAGCUCCAUUUCGUUCAGUCUACAGUCCAGUAUUAUUCAAGUUUAGAGUGGCUGUCCUCACCGAGAACUCAUCUGUAAGCCUUGGGAAACAAACGGUGCAAACGAGUAAGUAACAUUACAAGCUGAAUACUAUUUUAUGGCAUUGCUAAAAUAGAUCUUGAUUCCCCUGGUACAUAAUCAGUUGCCGUUCAAAGAAAUUACCCAGUCUUGUUACUUUGUCGAAUCAUAAACAAACAUUUGGACGAAGCAGUCAGGCUUUUAGUCUCAAAUCUUUAAUUUAAAGGCCGAAGUUAUUUACGUAUAGCACAAGGGAUUGAGAGAGAGGAGGAGUUUGAUUGUCUUAAUUUUGGGAAAGGAACAAAGGAGAAGUAAUGCUGAAAAAGAAAGUGAAUUAACUAUUCAUCUCCUCUUCGUGCGUGAUUUUUUUUCACUAAAUCUAUGGUGUAGGAAAGUGGUUUGUGUUAAUAUUAGAUUUAUGAAAAUGUGAAGCUAAAACAGCCUUUGUCCGUCCUUUUUUGGUCGUCCCAAAACUAUAGCCAAUAUAAAAAGUACGAGUGUGACCAUCGGUUUCCUUCUCUUCUCCUGCCCCCUUCCCUUCUCCGCUUUCUGUCCAUUUUUUCUCCCUUAAUUUUUCUCGUCCUUAAUUUUCCUGCUCUAGUGAGCGUGUACUUAGUGCGGCACUGCAAAACUUUCGUUUUGACCUUAUUUCAGUCUUUAUGUUCGCUAGCUAUGUUUUGACGCUUGGACGUACACGGAAAGUCAUACCCGCCACCGUGGUAAGGGGGGGGGGUUGAUGGAACCCCUUCCUAGUGUUAAUGAUAUGUUGCUGUAUUUCGAAAAUAUUUUAUCUUUACUGGAAAGCCUUUGAUCUUCCCUACAAGACGAGGUAUAUUUUAUCGGUGGUGGCGAUGCUGGAAGCUUGUGACGUCACCAAUUAUGGUCGCUAUCUUGGCCGCCAUUAGAAUUAGAAAUCCGGUAAAAACGGCGAGAAUUGGUCAUUUUUUGUGCUUGACAUUUAGAAUAACACAUAAAUAAGUAAUAAUUCGCUUCAUUUUAUCCACAAGAUUUAUUUUUAUCGUUGAAAGAAGCUGAAAAAAUAUGCAUUUUUACGUAAAAAUGGCUUAAUUACCUGCUGCUUAUGACCUCAUAACUCGUAACCAUAGUAACUGACCAUAACUUAACUUGUCUCAAAAUGCUCGUGAGGGAUAAACGAACAGCUACUGAAACUUCAGGAGCUUAUGUUUAAUCGUCGAGAAAAAGACAGAAAAACCUUAGCGACGGCUUGGCAUCCUGCCCUCCUUGUACGUCCAAGGGUUUUAAAAACCUCUGGCUAGAUGUUUCCAAAGAAUAAUUGCCAAUCGUUUGAAAAGUGCCAUCGGUUAUGGAUCAUUUUUGAAAGAUCAGGCCACACAUCAGCUGACAUUAUUGAAAAUCAUCUAGCAUCUUGGAGAACCAUGAAACAUUUUUUAUUAACUAAGAUUAUAGCAGCCAUGAAAAACUAGGAGCAUGACAACUAUUUUGAUUUUUGUCCUCUCCUCUUCUUUUAGUCGAUCGUCCCUCUUUCUGUUUCCUUUCCUUUGUUUAACAUGUCAGGCUUGUCAGAUCCCCAAAAUAACGUUUUGCCAUCCGUGUGGUCAAAUUGCUGUAAAUUCUUGGUUGCGGCGAGAGUUAGGUAUUUUUAUUGGUUCAAUAUAGGUUGUAUCUUUGUAAGCGACUGACCCCUUAAUUGUAUUACAGCUCUUGUCAAGCCAGCACCUGUCACAAAUGUGACUUUGGACAGUCUAGUGUAUGAUCCUGCCACUGUCAAUGACCUUGAUAGAAUCAUAUUGACUGUAUCCUGGAUUCCCCCAAGCGGUGGGUAAUAAAAAAAUAGAAUAUGUGUCAUUAAAAAACCAGGGGGUACUCCCUAUAAUAGCCUAUAUGGGGAGGCUCUAUCCGAAAACUGUGCCUUUUCCAGGGUUCGGGAUAAGACGCGCCUAAGAGCCCAUCGUGGGAUUUUGGUUUAUUAAAAGUUACAGGAAAAUGAAAAGAAAACUUCCCUUUGUAGCGAUUUAUUCUGUUAAUUAGGUAUGUUAAAGAGGUACUAUUUUCAAAUGGAAGGUAUACAAAAGGGGUACCCUUUCUGUCAAACAUUAUAUUAUAAAAGGGUGAGGGGUUGGACCCUGGGGCGGAGCCUCCUUUUUAUAAAACUUGUGGAGUAGGCUAAGAACAACAACUUGUUGACUGGGAUAAGAACACUUUUUCUCCCUCACGAGAUUCUUCAUCGUAACGUGUAGACUUGUACCAUUUUUUUUCGCUUCAAUUAAAAAUCAAGAAAAGGAUUUUCUUUUUACUGUUUUAUGUUAUUAAGACUAAAAUAUCACGUAGAUGAGAAUCAAACACCAGGCAGAACCCAACCCCAUUGAAUUCGAACUCAGAACCCCCCGCACUCUAAUCUGAUGCUCUGAGCAGUAGAGACGCUGAUGAUGAGCAAGGGCAUUUCUGUCGCUUAUGGCGAACGACUGCGUGACUGUCGCGCAGUUUAUGUGGUUGAUGCUCAUCUAUUUGAUUUGUCUAAUUUAUCACGAUCUACAUCAUCGCGUUUUACGUCAAAUAAACGCCAUCUAUUUAACAAUUAUUCCUCGAGCCCGAAUGGGCUCUGAGUCAAUAGCCCACGAGGCCGAAGGCCGAAUGGGCUAUUGAAUCAGAGUCCAUGAGGGCGAGAGGAAUAAUUGUUUUAGUAAAAUCCAACUAGUUGGUAAAAAAUAUCGAGAAUAAAAAAAUGUUAGUAAUUCUUUUUUGCCGCCAAAAAGAGCGCGCUUUCGCUACUAGUAGGCUACAUCAUAUAGCCUAGUAGUAGCUCAACCAGUCAGAACGCAGCAUUGAUAAUAGACCACUAGUUGGAUUUAACUAAUAAUAAUUAUCCAUUUGACUAUUUGAUUAAAUCCAGUUUGUUUUUUAAUUUAAUUUUGGUGGAAUUCGAAUGAAUAUCGACGCGAAAUAAGAAAAUAAGACACAUCCAUCGAAAGGGGGUGCUUAUCACUUGAAACGUUAAGCAAGCGAAUGAAAUUGUGCUCCCACAAAAACCUGGCCCGUAACAUGACGUUUUACUCAUCAAGUUAAUUCUUGAAUAACCCGCUCAUUUUUUUGUGCUGCGGGUUCGUUAUAUCGAGCUAAAAGAGAGAGAGAUUAUAUCUAGCGCAAGGAAGCUUAGAUACCCAAAGUUCACAUUUACGGGGUUUAAUUUAUUUAUCUACUAGCCUGUUUUUCUGUCCUUUAACAUCGGUUAAAUUAAAUGGAAAGACAAAAAAACAUUCUAAUACCCAUAUCAAUAAGAACUAAUUAAGUACUAAAUAAGGACUAGUUUUAUAAUAAUAAUCAGCGCUUAAAAAUGAAAAUAUUCUAUUUCUUUUAAAUUUUUUUUCCUAUGAUCGUUCUAAAACUGAGCGGGACUUAACAAGUCUGAUAGCUAGCUAAGUACGAAAAAUGCGUCAAUUAAUAGAAUCAAUUCGUCAAAAUAAUGUUUUAUAGAUAAUAAGCAUCUCAUUACAAAAUAUGCCGUGAUGUGGGAACUGGAUCCUAGCAAGUGUAACAGUAGAGGGUCCUUCUUAAGUGAAAAUUGGGAAACUUCUGGGGUAAGUAAUUCCCACCACUUCAUUAUUUUUUUUAAGUUGAAACCUUUUGAAUUUUGAAAAUUAUAGAUUUAUAUUUUUUCAAUAGAUUGAUACGGCACUAAGUGUACAAACUAUGCCAAACGGCAUUACUCAAAAUUAAGUUAUAGUUGUUUUUCGUGGUCAAGCGUGUUGAAAACGUGAAGUUUGAAGAAUCAUACAAACCUUGACGUUGCUCCAUUUCCACAAAUGAUAUAAAUCAACUGUAAAAGGUUUUGCCCCCGCAUUUGACUUACUUUUCUCCACAAUGCCCGCUUUACCUUCCAAAAUGACUCCGGGGAGGAAAAUGAAGUGUUGAAGGUUAAUUAACUCUUCAUAAAAACCUCGCUAAGAUCUAAAUUGUUACCACAGAGUCAAACACUGUAUAAACAAAUGAUAAUUAUGGCAAGACAAGACGAACAAGAAGAUUUUUUCACUCAGCUCCAUGUACAUGUGAUUCAGAUAGAUGAAGAAAAAGAUUUCAAACCAAUAAAUACAAUUACGUAAGUGAAGAUUAAAAAUUGUAGUGACUAGAUAAGGAGCGAGUUGGGAUCAUCCAAAAAGCUAAGGCUAAUCUAGUGGAUGACCCCCAAAAUAAAAUUACACACAAAAUAAUAGAAUAUUAUCAUUUUUUAAAUAAAAAGUAAUUCUUCACGCUAAGAUAGACAAAAAUUAGUAUAGGCAAUAGCAUGAUUUGCAGUGAUAUUUGGCAUAAAUACCACGAGUGAUAUUUCGAAAUUGUUAUACAUAAUUUCACGAGCUGUUAGGCGAGUGAAAUUUGCCACAAUUUUGAAAUAUCACGAGUGGUAUUUAUGCCAAAUAUCACGUACAAAUCAUGCUAUUAUUUGUUUAUACUACUACCCACAAAAGGUUUGUAAUUUUCACAUGUAGGUAUUUCAAAUUAAGCUGAAAUACCACUGCUCUAAGCCAAUCACAUUGCAGAAAUUUCUCAUGUAGCAGUAUAAAUUAAUUAAUUAAUUAUUAGUGUAACUUUGAUUUCUUGUCGGGCAUGUUUACGACUAAAAAAGAACGAAGAAUGUCCGUAUCUAGCAUAGAAUAAAUACUUAUUGCUUACGUAAAAUGAAAAAGAAAGAAGCUUUGAAAAGUACGUCUGCUAUUCCCUUGCUUUAAUAAGGAGUUGCUCAGAUGCGGGGCACAUUUAGACCCAAAAAUCUUAGGAAAAUAACUCAUUUCUCCGUGUUUGCAGCUGGAUAAUAAAUUUUCAGGAAAUGUGUACUCUGAAGCGAAAAGAUGUAAUCACCAUCUUGUUGAGGUGAGUAAAUAGAUGUUAACUUCCUUGCGUAGCAAGUGCCGUAAGGCCCCUUGCGUAACAAAGGUUUAUAAUGUUGCCGAAAUUCGCAUCGCGCGUGGAGCGUGCGUGGAUCGCAUAGCAAUGCAGAAACACUAGUCGGCUUUAUAUAUCUACGUAACAAAUAUCAUGGCUUCCAUGUGAUAACAUCUUUCUUUUUAGACAUCGUUAUUUAUGGGAGCCAUCUAGCAUUAACUUAGAGAGAUUCUUCUUCGUGCUCCUUGAGCUGAAUUUCUGUAAAAGGUUCAGAAACUACUUGUAAAUAUCAAAAUGACAGCUUCGUGUCAGACAAAUGUCUAAUAUGAAAUGUUAAAAGCAACAAAAAUAAACUUUUAGAAACUGUUAGGCUGACUAAUUUAAAAAAAGAAAACAAAAUUGGCAUCUGUUUAAAUCUCAUUCGAGAUUGUUCAUCCGCGUCUCCUUUUGUAUUUGCGGUGUUAAUUAUACCUUCUUUUAACCUCUUGAGCGGUUAAUUUAGAGUUCCAAUCAAUUUUGUGACACUUCCCACUACACUGUUUGAAUUUUGAUAAAUUUUGUGACACCACUCCUUUAAUGGGCUAAAUUCGCCGACGCGAAAAAGCAUACUUAAACAUGAUGAGUUUAACGUACAUUUGCUUUUUUAGGUUCGUUCGAUGAUUGGCUGUAGUGCGAGUGAUAAGGCAACCUUAAUAUACACCUAUCCAGGUAAAUUGUUAGGGCGUUGGUGAUCAUAUUAGGGCGUUGAUGAUCAUGUACAGGAAAAACAUUGAAAUAAAAUUAAAGCAUACAAUUUUCUUAGCUUUUAUACCUUUUUAUAAACUGUCUCCAAAGUGUGAGGUGAAAAAUAAAGCUGUCUGAAAAGUCCUAUUUUAAGUGAAGAACAAUCCUUUAAAAAACUAAAACAGAAUCGUUUGAAUGACUUUAUAUACACUUAAUACCUGUGUCAAAUUUAGUAGUCAAAGUGUACUCCUAUUCUUACCCAGCGAUGAAACCUACAGCUGAUAAAAUGGUAGGAGGGUAUAAGGAUAAAUCGUUGUAGACUAAAGUUUUAUGCGUUUGUUCAUCUUUUUACAGGCUGUCAAAAUAUAACAAAUUUUCCCAAAAGUGAAUGCUACAAAUGUAAGUUUUACAAUAGUUUACCAUUGCUUUAUAGGCAGUCAUAAGCAUGUAGAUUUAACAUAGAUUACGAUUUUUAGCUGAAGUACCUGAAAUGACGCUUGUUUGUGAAGUCGAGAAAAUGUGACUUUUUUUCAAGCAGCAAAAGUAUAGUAGUCCUUCAUUGCGAGGGUCGAGCAACUAUGAUUUAUCUCGCAGUGAGUCCGUCCGUAGUUCCGUACAUUUACUCUUGACUUUUCAUUUAAUUAUAUACUGGUAUAAAGUUCUGGUAUCCUUUUUGGCAAUGCGUUCACACUACAACUAUAAAAAAACUAAGCUUAAUGAAGAAAAACGUUUUUAAAAAAGCUCUGACUCUUAAUAAUAAUAAUAAUAAUAAUAAUAAUAAGUGGCAAGGAAAGUUAUUCCGUAUCAGAUGGGAAGAUGAGAGCCUAAGCAUAGCCAGCUGCUUUGCAUGGUUAAAAGGUUGGGCUACAUGCCCUACACAUACCAUCGCGGGCAUGUAUGAACUGUAUGAGCAGUUGUUACCUACGAAGCUCUACACAAAGGAGAAGACGCAAACCUCCACCGACGGCGAAGUUCUAUGCAGGUUAUGUGGGAAGGUAGCUGAGAGCGUUGCACAUGUACUGGCUGGAUGUUCCUCCCUGGCACAAACCAAGUACCUAUACAGGCAUAAUGCAGCUUUGAAGAUUCUGUUUUUUGAGCUCCUGCGAGAGCAUGGGUUAAUGGAAGAGGUUCCACCAUGGUACUCACCGGUGAUGCCAAAACCAGCCUACCAGAACACCACGAGUGAGGCGUUUUGGGAUAUUCCCAUCUAUGCAGAGCACAACGAAGUUAGAGCAAAUCGGAUCGACGCGCGACUUGUCAACCACGAGAGGAAAGAAGUCUGCACAAUUGAAAUGAGCUGCCCAUGGAUUGAGAGUAGAGCUAAGAAAGAUGAGGAAAAGACACUCAAGUAUGGGCCCAUGAUGUGGGAGCUGAAGCAGAGAUACAAUGGUUACAGGGUUGAACAGUACAACGUAAUAAUUGACGUACUGGGGGGUUACUCUAAACACAUAGAGAAGUCGGUGAGGAAGCUACUUGGAGCGAAUGCAGAAGUCGGUCAUCUCAAACACUUUAAACAUUGCCAGAACAUUUAAGAUAAAUACUUAGUUAGGGCGCUAUGGACUUCAGUUUUUAGGUUUUUGUUUUUUCUCUAGAAAUCUAGAAACACAAGCUUGCUGACGUUUUUAUUUAGAUUUUUUAGAACAUUAGAGUGUGAUAUUAUUAUAAAUAUGUUUUUAGUAGAGAUAGCGAAGGUUUUACAGAGUAUCAGAAUUUAAUAAUAUUCUAAAUUGGCUUUUUAAGUAGAGAUAUUUAUAUCCCUAUGUAUAAGCUUUUAGUAGAGAUAGCGAAGGUUUUACAGAGUAUCAGAAUUUAAUAAUAUUCUAAAUUGGCUUUUUAAGUAGAGAGAUUCAUAUCACUAUGUAUUUUAGGAUUGUAUUAGGUUUCGUAUCGACCUUUUUUUACUUCUAAGUAUAGCUUCUCAAGUGGUGUAGGUUACGCUUUGCGCCCUAUACUACUCAUAAUGUGGACAGCAUUCCAAAGUUUCAUACUGCGACAUAAUAAUAAUGAUGUAACGCUCCUUUUCCGAUGUAAAUAUGAUUAAAAGUAGUCCUUUGGAUGGCGGAGGGUAUCUGUUUACUGAAAAAAUGCCGUGAAUAAACUGGCGCGUGGCUAGCGCUAUUGAAGCAAGAGGAUUAAGCGAACCUCGUGUCGGACAAUUACAAUUAGAUUUAGUUUAAUAAGAUAGAUUGAACACCGUAGGAAGAUAUAUAUAAAGAUGCUCAUAUUUUGAGCGCUACCACUACGUCAUGCUCUGACAAAUUAAGGUGACUCGACCCAGUUUUUUUGGGGGGGGUACCAUCCUACUUUGAAGCUCUCUGGUAUCCCCACCUUUACUUUUAUCGUAAGUCUAACACAUAGAAUGGAUAACAUAUAGAUCAAUCUGCAAUAUAAAAUAAAAUUUUUGGCGAUCGGAGUAAAUGUCACGUGGUUAUAAUGCCACGCCUCUUUGAGGUCUGAGUCGAAAAUCUGCUGUUGCCGGCAUUUUUUCGUGAAAAUCUCUCGGCUACACAUAGUGUGCAUUAGUGCCUUGCGCUGAACAGAGUUUAACCAAAAUCGCAAAGACCCAAUUCGAGAAAUUCAGCGGUUUUCAAGUUUAGGUCAUAAUUUAUGCGAAAAUGAUAAGCAAACUUUACACGAUUAUAUCUAAUAAACUAUGAGACUCAUCGCUUUAUUUUGGGCAUCGUUAUAACAAAUGGGUCCUUGCAAGUCAGCAAAAUGCUUUAGGGUCUUGUAAAUGUGCGCAAUUUCGAGCAAAGCAAACAUAGAGAAAUUAUAGUUUUCGCUAUUUGUUGACGUAUGUCAGCGUUUAAGAGUCCUUCUCACGAAAAAAGCAUUUUCUUAAAAAUUCGUAGUUUUUUUUCCUUUUUUUUUAACUAACUACCCGGAUUCUGAAUUUCAUGGUCAUUGAAAAACUGUGACAUUAUAUUCUAUAAGCCCGAACUUGAGUAAACAUUGAAGAUUUUUUAGCGUUUUGGCUGAGUUUGUGCUUUUGGGAGUUGUCUACUGUUUCUAGUCUGUCAUUAUACAGCAUUCUUGUUCAGCACGCGUGCAAUGACCAUGCUUGGCUGACUUCCGAAUGCUCGAUCGCCAAAAAUUUUAUGUUAUAUUGUAAAUUGAUCUAUAUAUUAUCCAUUCUAUGUGUUAGACUUACGAUAAAAGUAAAGGUGGGGAUGCCAGAAAGCUUCAAAGUAGGAUGGUACCCCGCCCCCCCAAAAAAACUGGGUCGAGUCACCUUAAAGGGCUAGUAUUCAACUUUCAGUCAGGAGCCCAUUAGGUUAUGGGUUUCUGUUUUAGUAUAUCUCCCAUUUGGUCAAUCUCCCUUAUUGACCUGAUACAUUAGAUAAUUAACAUAACAGUAACGUGAAAACAUUAUUGUUAUAUAAUAAUUUAAUCAUCCGUUUCUUUUGAUGAAAUACGUCAAGUAAUUCCUGGUCAUUAUGUUACAUGUUUAGUUGAUCCACCAGAAGCACCAAUAGAAGACAGGGUAGUACACAAUAUCAGACCCUCUUUAACAACCCAAGACGACUAUAGAUUCCAAGUGAAUAUCGCCUGGGAUCCACCAGUAUACCCUUACAAGAACGUUAAAGGGUACUAUGUUUGGAUAUGGAAAGGAAACAAAUUUAUCAGUUUCCACCGUCCGGUAAGCGUUGACAAAUUGAUCACUGCAAUCGGUGAUGAUUUGAUUUUGUCAACUCAUAACCACUAUGUCUUCACUUUGGCUCUGCACACUGUAAUUAAACGAUCUUGCAUGGCGCAAAUUAACUCCCCCAAGAUAAGUGCAAAAAAGGUGGUCAUUUGAGUUAGAGAAAUCAUGUCCAUUCACGUAAAGCAAAAUUGUGCAGAAAAUUAUUAUCUAUUCAUUCCAUAUUUUAAGUAGUAAGUAAGUAUACUGUUGCAUUAUUAUUAUAAGUUCAUCUUCAAAUUUCCGAAUACUUUUUUCAUCAAGAAUCUAAGAAACAUAACUUUCCCGAAAAAACACCUGUAUACAGUCAGCCACUUCUCCGCAACGGCCACUUUUUUGGCGGACAGUCCAUACAUUGACUCUUGUUUAAAACUCUCUACAAUGGCCACUUUCUUCUGUCCCCAAGUUGGCCGUUGGGGAGAGGUUCAACUUUAUGUAUGCAGGAGCUGCCGAAUUACCAAAAAGGUUAGCCAGAUGCACAAAAUAAAAGGAAAAGGUCAUGAUUCACGUGUUCUCUUGAUAUUUGAGUCACAGAGUUUCAAAUUAUGUAUUUGAUUGAUUGCAAAUUAUGUUGACAGAUAAAUCAUUUAAAGGAACAUUCUAGUUAAAAGCAUCGUUUUUCAUUUUAUUUCCGCCCUUUUUCUAACAUCUAGCUAAUAUUUCAUGCAUUUAAGAAAUGACUCCAUUAAGUUGUAGACCUUGGUUCAAUGAUUUUUUGAGAUUUUUUUUUAGAUCAUUCUUCUAAUAUUUUUGAUAUAUAGAAAUUGGGGGGGGGGGGGGGGGGGGGGAAGAUGCUUAAACUCUCAGAAAAUUGCAAAAACAAAUAGAUUUUAGGGUUGUUAAAAAUUGAAAUAUGAAGUGAACAAUAAACCCAGAUAGUCCAGUACCAACUGGUUUAUGUGAAUAUGUUUAUGUGAAUAUGUUGAAACAAAGGAAAAACAGAAAUUAACUGAAAUAAAAAAUUACCUGCAUCAUAUACCUGUUUCAGUUACCCUAAUUUAUUUCCUUCUCAAAUAAUCUUCAUCUCCCCCGCCCCUUACCACCAAAAAAUAACCAGAAUACCCCUUUAACGCCGACUGUUAUAUUGCAGGCGGAUCCUAGCUUGUUAAUAAAGAAUCUACGACCUGGAACAACUUACAAAAUUGAAGUAAGAGAAUUUAGUUAUAAGUGCAGCGUGUUGAUAACUGUUUAGAUGGGAAGGCUUAGGAUUUUCAUUGAUUUUUUUUUUAACAAAACAUUAUUAAAUUGUUCAACAGGUCAUACCACGCUUUCCAGACGACCUUCCAUCAUCGAAAAGGAGAUUCAUCAAUUUUACUACGCCUGGUGAGCUCAUUUAUUUUCAAGUACUAAGAAACUGAAAGUGGGUGCAUGUAGUCAGUAAAACAAUAAUUCAAUAACUAGGUGGAUCCCGAAUAGGACUGUUGUUGGCAGUGACUGUCGUUUUGACAACCUGUUCAGUUCUAGUCAUCUUCAGAGUCAAAUUGAGCUGUACGGCACGUCAGUUGAUGAUAUUAAACUCUUUUUAUCGACCUGAUUGGUAAAUUAACUCGCGAUGUUAUUGGACGUCUGUCAAUUAACCCGUGGUGUCACAGAUGAUCAAUCGUUUAUGUUAGCCAAUAGCCUCCAAGAUCAGCAUAAUUUUCACGUCAUACAAAUUCAAUAAUUGUUUGAAUAUUCAUUCAAAAUAUUUCUAAGUUCUUAACAUGCUUACCUCCUCGUAGACCUUUUUCAAAACUUCGGUCUAUUUCUCGGCACGAUUCGGUUUCAGGAUAUAAACAGAUCUUAUGUCUUGCAGAUACUCCUCAAAGAGUAGACAACAUCCGUCGAGCAAUAUGUUUUGCAUAUUCUUGCAUUUCUUCCGUUCAGUUGUUGUCAAAAAUUCAGCUAUUUUGCAUUUUUUUGUUCAUUAUUGCCAAGAGAGCUAUUCCCUCGUUUCCAAUCAAAUAUACAAUUCAAUCGAUGGUAUGUUACCCACAUCUUCCAAAUAAUUAUGGUGAGCUUCAGUUGAUUAUUAAGAAGUAGACGCAGGGUUGGAGGCAAUCAGAAACGGCGAAAUAUUUUGAAUGAAGUAUAUCAUCAUCUUUAAUCGUCGUUGUUAUCACCAUUAUCAUUAUUGUUAGUACUAGUACUACUACUACUACUACAGCAUUGAAAAUUCAAAAAAACUAGAAUUUUAUAAAACUUUUGAAGAUGAAUAUUCUACAUCUGAUUAUCUCUACCAGCUAAGACAUUAUGAUGAACGACAAAAUAUUGUUAAGUUUAAAAUUUAGUAAUCACAAACUUCUGAUUGAACAAGGUCGAUACCAAGUGGAUCAUUUGCCAAGAGAACAUAGAUUAUGUCGUUUAUGUAACUCAAUUCAGGUAGAAGAUGAGAUUCAUUUCUUUUUUCACUGUAAUAAAUACUCAGUACAGAGACAGGCAUUCAUUAAUCAAAUCAAUCGAAUAAUACUUGACUUUAACAAGAAUCAUCUCCAGAAAGCAUAAAACUGUUAAUGAAUUCGAAGGAAUAUCAUGUAAACAAGUUAGUUACGAAGUUGAUUUCCUUCUGUAUGAACAUAUGUGAUUCAUUGUUACUAAAGUACCUAUUUUUUUUUAUGUAGUUCAGGCAUGAACUAGGCAUGCUUUUGCAAUACUGUGGGCAUGCAAAUAAAGCAAUUUAUUACUAUUACUUACUACUACUACUACUACUACUACUACUACGACGACGACGACGACUACUACUACUACUACACUAGUGUAAUUUCCAUUAUUCCCUCUACGCAGCUGUGCCUCGAAACGAAGUGAAGGUCCAAUUAAAAGCUUGUAACUUCUACCCUUCGCCAGAAGGAGGUAGCUUCGUUGCUAACAUUUCCUGGAAUAAACCAACGUUCAAUUAUAGCUCCCUUACUGCCUACCAGUUAUAUUACCAAGUAGGAAGCCAACAACGAUUAGGGAACACAACCGUAAGUAUUUUUGUCAAACCUUUAGAACUGAAGCAGUCAACCCUGAGUUAUUAUUCAAGAAAAUAAGGAUAUUAAAAGAGCGAAAUAUCUACUUACACAACGAAUUGACUUCAUAGUUUCUCUCUCUUUCCUGUGCCGCCAAAAGAAAAGAAUUAAAAGACCACUAAAACGCCAUGCAAAGUGUAAUCUGCUCUACUAGUAAGGUAGAUCUUGUCAAAAACUAUAAAUAACUCUUUGGGACCUCUAAAAAAGUAACUGCCACCGCUUAAUAAAGGUCAGUUUUACGGUGAUUAAGGGAAAUGGUUUACGGGACUUUCAAGUGACCGCUAAUUAAAUUAGUAGGGGUAAGUUUAAUACAGGUUUGACUGUACUAAUUAGCUUGGUUACGACAUUACCUAACGUUACCAUAACCCUAAUACCCUAAGCACAAGCACCAGAAAGAUCUAGCGGUAAGCAAAGGAGGCAUGUUUCAACUUUAACAGAGUAGGCCGGCAAGGGUGUGAUGAGGAUUGUAUUUUUGUAUUUUUUCGCAGAGUCAAACUCACUUCUUAAUCACUGGGGUGAUGCACGGCGAGCAAGUUACGUAUUCGGUAAGCUCCUUAUGUACCCGGUGAAAUUAGCCAUGUAUCAUGACAUUGAUCACUUUCAAAGUUAUUCAGUCUAUGAGUCAUUUACUUGGCGGGCAAACUGGCCAGUUUUCGGUUUGGUAAAUUGUAAACAAAAUUCAGAACUGGUAAAUUUAAUACCUUGAAUCGCAUUUAAAUUCUGCACAAAUCAGUUCCAUUUACCGAAAAACGACUACGAAAGCUUGAUACUGGUCUCGAAGGUGGCUUUGAAGAAAGGGAACACCAAUUGCGGAUUGGAAUAUUCCGUCCGGACAUACAGGACUUAACCUUUUCAGAUGCUCCUUUGCUCCCGGAAAUUUUCCUUAACUUUGGAACGACCAAGAAAGUCGAGUACCAUUUACUUCCCAACCGGACUUUCCUGAAACGUUUUGUAAACAGCCACUGUAUUAGAGAGGUUUUCAAUCUUUAAUUAUAGUACACUAAGGGAUGGAAAAAUGAACAAAAACAGGUGGAAUGGCGGAUGAGUGUGUUCAGUACCACAGCAGACUUGCAGACCUGAUCGCAAAUAACGAGGGAGAAAGUUACUCAAGCGCAAUUUCCUGGAUAAGAGCUAAAGUAUCUUUCGCCAUCGUACGCUCUGCGAUACUAUGCUUGAGAGGCUCAAGAUCCAGAAGACGACAGCUAGACUUUCUUGACUCAGAUCUUCAGAUCGAAAAAAUUAGAGCCUGCCCGAAUUAAUUACUUAUUAUUAUUAUUAUUAUUAUUAUUUUAUUUUUUUUUUUUUAAUAUAUUUAAAGAACUUUUUAAGGAAUUAGGAAUUUAGGAAUACGAGAUUUUAUUCUUUUUAACUUGUUUCCCUUUAAUGUCAGAGACGGAUGAUUCUCUUUCUUAAUUACUUAAUUUAAAACUCUGGACCGCCUGCAAGGCCGGGCUGCAAGAGUUAUUCAUCGCAUCUGAGCCGCAAGGAAUGUAUUUGGGAAAUCGUUAUUGACACAGUGAUUGUACUUAAUUCUUACUUCAAAUAUUUCUGUAAAUUAUAUACAUAUACAUAUUUUUAAAUUUAUUUUAUUAAAACAAAAACAAGCAGUUAUAAAUAGAUUGAUUGGCCUUUGCUUGAAGUCGAAAACACUGCUCAAUUUUUUUUCAGAUCACUCCAAUAUACAAGCACCAUGAGUGGAUUACAGGAACAGAAGCACUCGGAGAAAAAAAAGCACCUCGUAUGUCAUCUUUCUUAAUAAUAAUAAUAAUAAUAAUAAUAAUAAUGAGUAUAAAUAUCGACACGAUAAUGUUGCCAGGAUAGUUCACUGGGACAUUUCUAAAAAAUCAUGGCCUUCCUGCUGCAGAUAAAUGGUAAUGAACAUGAACCAGAAAGAGUAGUGGAAAAAAGUGACAUUAGGCAAAGCUCCUGUGGGAUUUCUCAAUACAGACAGAUUAUGAUCAAAAUACAAAGUAGAAGGUCAGAUAUCGUUUUCCUAAGUAAGGAAGAAAACCAGUGCUUUAUUGUUGAUAUUGCUGUGCCUGGAGAUGCCCGUAUAGCUGAAAAAGAGAAGGAAAAGAUUGAAAAAAAGUCAUGACCAAGAUCUCAAGAGAGAAAUGACAAGAUUGUGGAACACCAAGGCUCAUGCUGUGCCUGUGAUAGUAGAUGUUCUUGGCAUGAUUCCGAAAAAUCUUAAACAACACCUUGGAACGGGACGAUUGCUAAGGAAAGUGCUCGAAGCCUGAGGCUGUAGGCUACAACUUGCCUUCGGGAUUUGUAAUUACUAAUGGUCGUUUUUUUGCGGAAUUAGACAAAUAAUAAUAGUAAUAAGUAUAAUAAUAUUUAUAAUAAUAACAAUGCUUUAACUAUCCUCUUUUAUAUAGUUUUUCAGGGAUACACAAAAUUUAAAUGGUAUAUAACGUGGUUAAGAUUCAUUAUUAUUCAUUCAAAAUCUUUAUCUUUCCCCAAUUGAUGACCAAAUUUGGAAGAAUUUUGUGUUUAACGAGGAAAUGAAGUAAAAAAUACAGCCUUCUACAGGUUAAUGCACCGUUAACUGAGAAGACCUGGGGACGAGAUUGAGUUGUUUUCGUUGUAAAAACUAAAAUGGCGGACACUUCACUCGUUCAAGAGUAAGAACUAUAGCUGGAACAAGGCAAAAUAAUGGCUAAAAACAUAGCAAAAACAGCAAGAAGACAACUCGGAGGGCAACAGCUGCUAUUUGGAGAAUAUUUGCGGAGCUGAACAAACCUAGACGUAAACUAUCGAAGAUAAACUUAACAUCGAUGCAGGUAAGCUUGUUUUACCUAUGUUUUUAAACUAGAAAUUAUUUUGAAUGAAUAAUAAAAUAAUUAUUGAAUUCGGCUUUCGUAUCAUAUGAAGAAUUAUGGGGAUGUCGGAGGGUGUUAUCCGCCUCGGCCAAACGCUGCUCGAUCUCCAUACAAUUCUUCAUAAGAUACUCAGCCUCAUUCAUUAAUUGUUAAAUAAUAUAUAACUAGUUGAUAUUUACAUAACUCGAUUUGAUUAAAUUUAAAGCUGAGGAAUAGAAGCGCUUGUGCAUAUUAACUAAAGGUAAAUAUAAAUUUUUGUACUUUUAGUUCCAACUGAUGAAGAAGUCAAAGUUAGGCAUAUCCUUGUAGGGACGUUUUUACGUGAGGAAGGGAAGAGCACGUUCUCAGUCAACUUCACGUGGACAGGACCAUUAUUUAACUUUAGUCUUCAUGCCUAUGAAUUUACGUACGAGUUGACGGGCUACAGCGCCAAUGAGAUUGUUCACGGGAACGUGGUAUGUAAUAAACGAUUUUGAUUCUUUUUUGGGGUAAUAGUCAUGCAUUUGAAAUGAUCAAACUCGUUACAUUAAAUGAAUGACUGUUCAAUCCAAACGCACUUCAGCAGGAUAGAUAGCGGUGUUGAUGAUAUGCGAUUCAAAUUUAAAGCAAAACGUUGAAGCCAUGUUGUAAAGGUAACAACAACAAUAAAAAAAACCGCUGAAAUGCCUUUCUUUGCACGUUUAAAAUCGGCGAAAACUGUCAUAUUUCUCAUACAAGCCUCAUUCUGAUCAGUUUUUCCAUCACAAAAAGCGACAUCCUUUCUUGUCAGAGCGGCCUUGAAUUCAUACCAGUGAUGAUAACUUUACUACGAAUUAAUGCCAACACGGUUUACCAACAUUUUGAAUCGUUACAUCCCUUGAUAUUUAUUCGGAAGUCAUGCCACAUAAUUGGCAUUGGUGAUUGUUCUCUGCUGACAAAAACGACGCAAUGAUUUACCAAAUAUAUAUGCCUUGGCAAAGAUAAAUAGCCAGCUCCUUAAAACACAUGUUUGAGAAUGUGUUAAAAAUAAUUUUUGACAAACAGAACUAGAUAACGUGAAAUAUGUAGUCCUCGAAGAAAUUAAAAACGUCAGGAGUCUUUGAAGCCAGUUGCUUUUCUCAUACUGAAUCUGAUUUUUAAACGUUGCCAGACGAAACCAGAAUUUGAGAUGAUCGGAGUGAGGCCAAAGGAAAUUGUAACGCUAAAAGUAGGUACUUAAAUUUUUUAUUAUUGAUGAUAAUUUACGACAAUUACAUUUACUUCUCAAAGCAAAAUUUUGAAUCAGAACAAGUUGGUGUUGUAUUGUAGGUGACGCCUGUCUUCGAAAACGGAAAUAUCCAGAGAAUUGAAAGUCAAGUUAUGGUUACUGCACCAGGUUAGAAUAUUACCAUUACCACCUAGAUUGCCCAAUUAUCCACAGUUGAUUACUUAGCAAAGCCAAACGUAUAUGUGUAACGUUACGAGCAGCUGAUAAAAUGGCUCAUGAUAUAAAGGAAUUUAACGGGUUAUUUAACAAACGCAAAGAUAUUUUCGAACUUUCAAGAGACCAUAGAACUACAAAUCCCGAAUAGCCCACGUUCGAUAUAUUAACGUUCUAACAUAACUCCCAGGCUUCGGGUCAAAAUUGCACAAAUUUCACGAACCCAUUGUCUCGCAGUUCCCAGAAGAGACUUGAGCACGAAGAAACCAAAACCGUUUUAGAAAAAUGACCAGAAAGCCAUAUUGGAAUUUUAAUACAUCGAACGUGGGCUAUUAAAGCACCUUCAAAUAGUUGAAUGCUCGUCCCAGUUGUCUGUUAAAAGGAAGACAAAUUGGAUGAAUACAUAUAAAACCAUGAAUAAAUAGAGAAGUAAUUAACAAAUAUUGUACGAGGCUGAGUAAAAUAUCGUAAUUGUCAGUCGCGAGCAGAUCAAUUAUUUGCCUCAGGGGAUUUGCCUCUCGGUCAAUGAAAAGGAGAAACAUUUUUCAUCCAAUGUUAAAAGUAUGUGUUCAAAUAAUAUCGAAUCGAUAUUUUUAUGAAGAGUUUAUUUAUAUAUCUCUCAUUUUCGUUUUCUGUCACAGAGCCUGAUGCAGCAACUAUAAGAGUUCGAAACUUGUCCGAAAUGAUUCUCAUCACGAGCAAACCAGACCAGUACAAUUAUUUUGUCUCAUGGGAGAUGCCUUUCUUCAAGGAAAGCAAAGUGGAAGAAUACGUUAUAACCUGCAGUCUCUCUGGUAACCCAGACAGGGCAAAAAGAUGGCAGAUAACAACGGUAGUGCAUAUAGAUUUUAUCGUCUCAGCACUCUUUUUAUCUUUCUCGCCAUUCUCUCUAUCUUUCAGUAGCAGCAGGAUAAGCACAGUAGAUAGAGCGCUUUACUGUUGAGCGGGAAGCAGUGGGUUCGAUUCCGAUUUCGUGGCCUGACUUAUACUCAGGUUGACCACGUGAAGUGGCGGUCCCGUCUCCAGACGCCAAAAGCAUUGUCCUCGACCGACUAGUACUUUUAUUAAUUGUAAAAACUUCAACAUUCACCAGAUAAAGUGCAUACAUUUCAAUUGUUUCCGAUUAAUUUUGUUUAAAACCGUUUUGUUGCUGUUUUCUUUCGGCAUGAACGUUUAAACCUAAACGCUUGUGUAGCCGCCAAAGCCACAACCUUUAAUUCAGUGAGUUACAUGUAGGUGUGGCGUGUCAAACUCAUGAACAUGGACUACAAACAUGGUUUCUUGAUAAAAUACAGAAGACGAAAAUAAAAUGAAGAACCAUACACUAACACUAGGAAACGACGAAAUACAGAAAACGCUAAGAAAAGAAACUUACAAACACGUGUAGAAACGUCCGGCUGGCUCGAUGAAAAGCCGCCAUAAAGGGAAAAAAAACAAAUGCAACUUAGAUUCGAACGAACAUGGCGAACACAUAACACAUCCCACGACCUUGCGAUCCUCUGCCUUACCAAAAUGCCGCUGAUUACGCAAAACUGAAGAACCGAACUUUAACAAAACAAACAAAAAAAAAAACAAAGGAAAAAACAAAACAACAAAAAAAGAAACUACAGCUUGCGACCAUUACCCAAACAGUUGAUAUUUAUUCUUAGUAAGUCAUAUCCUUGGCAAGCCAGCACGUUGCUAUAUAUUUGCGGAGCUCCAACCCCUUAAACUCGAAUCAAAUAAAGACCAACAAGAAUUGUGUAUUUUCAAUUUGAAAUGCUUUCCCCUUAUGGUGAACUACACCGUAUAAUUCUCUUUGUUUCACCAGGAGGAUAAUAAUGUCACAAUUUCUGAUUUAAUACCUGGAGACAGAGUGGAAGUUGAGGUAAUACAUACCGCCUUGCUCCAUAGGGGCUCAAAGUACAAAUAUACUAACUAGUGCUCCAAGUGCUGUCACUGUGCCUUUUUUUUCGAGAGUAAAUUCUUGAAUAAGGCUGUCUUAAAUGUUAUGUGCGCGUGUAUGGGUGUUAUGCACCGACACCCUCUGAGAAGUACGUAAUUUUUCAAACCUUACGAAAAUAUUUCAAGUUCUUAACCACCUUACUUCCUCGUAAACUUUCUCUAAAACAUUUCUUGGAGCAGUUUCAGAAUACAAACUGAUGUUUUUUUUUUUCAUGAAACUCCUCCAAACGGAGUGAAUACUUAGCUUUUAUUCCUUUUUUUGGCACGCGUUCUUGCAUUUUAUUCGUUCAGUUUUAAUCAGAAAUUCAGCUUAUUUCGUCACCAGUCGGAUAGCCCUCCAAUCGCUCAUUCGCCAUUUUUUGGCUCAGGCAUACCAAAACAGCUGGGCUGCCGAGCCGUUUCCUGCUGACGAGUUUGUGAAUGUAUACUGGAGCAAUAUAAGAUGCGAUGCUUUUUGCUCGCAUCUUCCAAAUUUGAUCAGCACCAGGAUAAUUAAGAAUUAGCCCAAGAUUAACGCCAGUCAGUAAAUUAAUGGAGAAACAUUUUGAAUGAAUGAUAAUUAAAAAUACAUUAAUAUGUACUACAAAAUAAUUGCAUCAGAGGUUUACGUCUCUCAAAGUUUAGUUGCAUCACAUUAUUACAUUUUAAUAAAGAACAUGACUAUGAUUGAUAGUAACAGUUCUGUAAUGAUGAUGAUGAUGAAGAUGAUGGUGGUGGUGGUGGUGGUGGUGGUGGUGGUAGUAAUGGUAAUAAUACCAACACAACCGUACAUCAGUUCAUUUAUUAUUUGUUCACUGAGGGUAGGGGAAGGAGCGUCGUGAGUAAAAUUUUAUUUAAAUUCAUAUAAACUAAGAUCUGAGUAAUAAUAAAACGUUCAAUUUUUUUCUUUAUCCAAAGGUGAUCUCUAAAUUUAUUGCCCGUGUUAUAACAGGGAAGCCCGAAAAAAUAUUCAUCGAACCUCCAAGUGAGUACUCCUUAGCUUAUUUGCUCUUUUCUCCUUUUUCCGUUUCUAUUUUGAUGGGCGUUGAAAAAUCAAUGUUGACUUAUUAUAAUCAAAGCAUGGUCCCACCAAUGGUACCCUACGGAAAUGGAGUAGAAAAAAAUUAUUUGCUAAUACUAUCUUUUUAAUAGCAAAAUGAUUUAAGUUUUAUAUAGUUUAAAUGCUGACUAUACAUUUAAGUCAAUUCAAGAGGCUUUAUAAAGGAGAACAAGGCUACAUCUACCUUAAAUUUUGUGUUCAGCUUAAACGCCGAUUGUAAUAACGCCAUCUUUUAAGAACGAAAAUAAUUUUUCUCUUAUUAACCAUUCUUCCCAGAACCGAGCAUGGAGAAGUUAAAAGUAGAAAAGCUUGGUCGCGGGUCGUUUGUGGAAGAUGAAGGCACAAACACGUUCAAUGUGACAUUCACCUGGCGAAAACCAUCCUUUGAACAUAGUAACGUUCAUUCCUAUGAAGUGUCUUACGAAUUCCAGGGUGGCUUCGCACGUGACCAGCUUAAUUGUUCAUCUUUGGUGAGAACUGCGUCAGGAUGCUUAAAGACUAGAAUGGUACGUAAAGUCAUUAUAUCCUGGGCAGCUCUUCCUUUAAUUCCAGCUUCAAAUUCAAUUGGCGUUGGAAAUUUUUUUAAGGCUGAAUAAAACCUAACAAGACUAUACAAUCUGCAAUCUGUAAUAAAAUGUACAUGAUUUAUAGACUACCUUACCUUAGAGUAAAGAACUUUUUUUGCUGUACUCGUUUUGACAUGCAAAGUAGUGGGAAUUUUAUCAGACAAAAUAGUGAGAAAAGGGGACUAGUGUAUUUACACUAGAAUGAUAAAGGUUUGGACGAAGGUGAGAGAUGCAAGUCUGGGUAGCACAAACAAACAUUAAAUGUUUGAAUGUUAACUAAUUGAGGACACAUUUAUUAAAUUAUUUUCAGUUAACAAAAGUUGACUUUCUUGUUCUACCGUCUUUACAGAACCAGACGUCUCUAAAGAUAGAAGGCGUGUUUCCUGAAGAACAAAUAAGUUUAAAGGUAAAAGAUUCUGAAUAUUAUGGCCUGAACACGUAAUUUAAACUUAUUCUACUUUACGUGGGCAUCGUAGACUGCUCAAGACUUGUUUUAGACAUACAAUUAACCAGUGAAAAUUUUGUCUUCUUCUGUUAUCAUCAUAGCUGUUGUUGCUACCUACAAAAACUUGAUUUGGAAGUCAAUUUUAUUCAUUUCUAGUUGAGUACCAUAAUCAUUAAUUUUCCUAAACCAACAGGUUAAACCUCUUUUCGACAACGAUUACAUCAUCGGACAAGAAAACGAAAUCACAGAGACUGCCCCAAGUACGUGUCAAGUGUGAAUCUUUACGAUUUCAUCACAUCUUUAUCCUAUUACGUUUGUGGCUUUCAUUUAAGGGACCUCUUACUCCUCACCAAUCAGGAGGCUAGACUAGUGCUUUUUAGAAUUUCACUUUUUGUAUGUUCGCAUUGUUUUAGCCCAUUUGGAGAAAUGAAUUUUUCCUUUAUUACCACUAAACCUUUUGAUGGACUGUAAUUAAUAUACAUGAAUGUAAAUCUAGCCUGAUUUUACGAGACCUAUGAGCCAACGGUAAUAACGGGCAAAAAAAAAAACGUGCAACUUGUUUUGCAACGUUACUGCAGAGACGUUGGCGUUUUACCACCCGCGUUCAAAUCUGUCUUCCAACAAAUAAAGGUUGCUGCAGAUUUAAUGAAUACUGACUUUUGUUUGGAUAAAAUUACGCGGGAGCCACGCCAUACGCGAGAGUUAUGUCAUUUGCUGCGAAAAAAAGUUUGCCUGUGCCAUAGUUAUUAAAGUGGAAUGGUUAUGAAACCCGUUAGACUCCUUUGUUAUAUGUCUUUGUUAGCUUCUCGGACCUGACCGUGUACAACAUUCAAUAGCAUUCCUAUCAUUUUGAACUUACUAACUAAUAGAAGCAUUGCAUUAAUUUAUUCAGUCACAAUUUGUGAACGAACAACAAAGGAUUGUGCACGGUCAGGUCAAAUUUGAUGUUCGCUGGCUUUCCUUAAACCAGUCUCCUCUACUAACUAUGCCUUUGGCCGCUAAAACGCGCAACAUGGACAAAUUUUCUUGCAAAAAGUAGAAGUACUCUCUCCUUUCUGCAACAACUUUUCGAACCCUGCAACAAGCAGAUUUGAUGCAAGACAGGUUUGAACAUGAGUGGUAAAACGCGCAACAUCGCUUUUCAACUCAUUUUUCAGCAAUGCUGCAAAACAGGUUGCACGCUCGGGUCUGCAUUGUAUAAUUUAUCUUAAUUGCCGCAUCACGUUUUCAUGUUAUGAGGAAAUUCUUGUUUCCUUUCCGAUGUACUCUAGGACCCAACGAGGAGCUUGUAAAAGUGAUUGGGUUGAAGCAUGGCGUCCAGGUUGCUGGUCCUAACAAUACGUUUAGCACAACAGUUUGGUGGGAGAAACCAUUGUUCAAACACAGUGGAGUUAAAUACUAUACAUACAAAGUGUUGCCUAUAUCUGACCAAAAAAGGCGAAAGAGAGACAUCAAUCUUUACGCUGGUGUUGAUACUGUAAGUUGAUGAGAGUGAUGAGUGUUUCUUUUGAAUCACUGCAGAAGUUCUUAAGUUGGUCAGUUGAAAACCCGGGAGAGAUAGGUACUCAACAAAGUUUUAUAUAGCUAGGCUCCGCCCUGCGGUCCAACAACUUACCAAGAUUUAUGUACCAUUUAUAAGGUUACCCCUUUCACAUACCUUGUUUAGAACUUUGCAUCUCUUUUGACAGCUAUAAAUGCACUGUCUUUUAAAUAGGUAUCAAUCACAAAAAUAGAACGUUUUCUGACUUUAUAAAGCCAUUAAAUUAAUCUGUUAGCCCUUUUGUGCCCUUUCACCGACCCAAAUGACAGAUUUCCUUACUCUUCUAUAUACUUCAACUAGUGAAAUCCGGCUACCCUUUCAUAUACCUGCAGCCUGAAAAAAGGUACCCCUUUCGGGCGGAGCCUUCCUGUAUAGGCCAUUAAGGGACGAUCCCGCACCUGUUUGAAAGAUUGUUUUUGAUUAGCUGGGAAACAAUACUGAUUGUCACCUAACAAUGCCCCUAUCCCUGAAAACAAUGGAAGUGCAGAUUUAAGGGGACUAGUGAAAUAAGAGGUUUAGAACGGUGCAGGUAUGACUGCCAUUAAGGAGGGUUUCCCAGGGGUUGAGAAUAACUGUGGUUUAGAGAAUGUUAAGUUAUUUUGAGAAUAUAACUCCGAAGUGUGAUCAGAAAAACAAGAACAAAGUUACGCUAAGUUUCUUGUAGGUUCCCACGCAGGCGUUUUUAGGGCAGCUCUUAGGAGACGAAAUACGAGCUCCCCUAAAAACACUGCGUGGCAGGUUACAAUCCUUGAGGCCCAGUGCGCGCAUUUACCUCAUCCUUGCCUUGUUUAUAGUUAAGUAAUCAUGUCAAAUUUGUCUUCGGAUUUUUUAUGUGCUGAAAUAUGAAUGCAUUAUUACGGUUGUUGGUCCGAUCCAUUUGUGCGUGUGACUGUUUUUAUGUUUUUAUAGUCUAAUACAAAUGCUACAAUCAGUGGGAUCAACAAGGACAUUCCUGUGGAAUUUCAGGUAAUCGCUUUGGUCAGGCAGCAAGAUUAUUACAAAUUAUGGUAUACCUUUCUAACACCAAACUGAACUCACCACAUCCAUUAGUCCGCAUUUUCAAAAUUGUUUGCCGUCUAAUGAAGAAAACAUGUCGUUACUGCACAAAUAAAGUCUAGAACGAGUGUCUUUCAUCCGAGAAAAAUCUGCCAAUGUCAAAGCUGGGAACACACUCGCCUUACCAAAAAGUACACUGAUUGAAAUAUUUUUGCAAGCAAUAUACUGAUGCUUGACAUGUAUAUGUUAUUUCAUUUCACACUUUUGGACCAAGCAAGUGUUCUCAUUGUAUCAUUUCAAUAUACUUUUAGGUUACGCCUGUCUUCCAGGUUCGAGCGGUCAACGGUAUAAAUGAUCAGAUUGACAUUUCAUGGAAAGAUCCAGAUGUCCAAAACGGUAUUUUUUCCUAUUAGUCAAUUUAACACCUAACUUUCGCUGCAGCUGUGGUUCGAGAAGAAAACUAGCUAAAACUGGGCCUAGUUCACUUUCGCAAAGACUUCUGGGACUGUUACAAGGUAUAUGGAGGUGCCGGAAAUUGGCCAAUACCUCACCCGCGUGUUGCCAGUAACGAUACCAGAAACAAUUGAGGGACGCAUUUCGGCUCCAGUUCCCUUCUCGCUUGACCUAAGUUUAUUCCUUUUAUAAUGACACGCAAUGCUCUUUUUCAGAUAAAGGUUCUUUCAAGUUUACUCCAGCUCAGGUUGGCGGGCUUAUCGGAGGCGUUAUACUUGGUGCCCUGAUUGCUGUAUGUUUAGUGAUUUGGUGUAACAAACAAAGAAAGAUACGAAUGGAAAAGAGGGGUCUUGUAUCAGGGUAAGGUUUCUUAAGAAUAAACCCAACGGAAUGUUUAGGGCAGGAUUUUGAUGUCUUGCACUGGGAUGUACUGUAAAGAAAUAUUAAAAUACUUUGAUUACAUUUGAUCGAUUACAUGAUUGCUUGCAAAUGAAGACAACUGUUUGUUAAAUUCAUGUUACCGCACAAACUCAUUAAGUAGUUGUAAUCUAAUUACUGAAAUAAUAGUUUGCGCUAUCAUUGUAGAUCUAAAGGAUGACCUUCUAGAAAGUUUAAAACUUGAAAAUUGAGAUCAUACUACUGCCUUUGUGGCGUCAUUGGUUGGCGAACUAAAGAAGAUGGCCGACCUUGUCUCCAACAUGCUUCACCAAUCUGCAUUAGAGAACGGAAAUCCACAAAAAAAGGAAUUGGCAAAAACAUGACUUGCCACAUGAUAGUUGCGAUAAAUCAUUUAACAGGAAGGCAGUUUUACUAAGCUACUCCAGCAAGUUAUCAGCGUGGUUCUUUGUACGCUAGCCACCGUAAACUUUUUGUCAAUCCAAAAAAAACAUAUGGCAGCACCUUACUGAUAUUGCAUUGAUGUGCUUUAUUCCUAAUGUCUGAGCGUCAAACGACAAAUCGAUGACUUUCACUGUCACACCAGGAGGAAAAGAAAACUCAAAUACCCAGCACAUUGAAUUAAUAUUCUGAUUAUUUUUUCUUUUGCCAGAACCAAUGCGUUAAUAAUUGAUCAUUGGGAAGUGGAUAGUGACUUGGUGUCCCUUGAGGAGGAGCAAGGAGAGGGUGCUUUUGGUAAAGUGUAUAAAGGAACCAUAAAGCAAGCAACUACAAUAUCACGUAGGCUUUCAGUGAUGCCCCCAGUGAGUCCUCUUCGGAAAUCUGCAAUCACGCAAGCCAUGCCAUUUACUGUGGCAGUGAAAAUGCUUCACGGUAAAUUUUGGGUCAUUAUUCCGUAUUUUUUCCAUAGCCUGCGCCACAGACGAAACGAAACCCUGGUUAAGUCCGGCUGCGAAACAAGGCCAAAAUCUUUGAUCUGAGCCAGGAUUUGAGUCGGUUGGAGGCACAGAACAAGGAUCUCGGCUCUGCUUCGCGGACGUUACUAAGGUCUGGCUCAGACGCCGUAAUUUUCAUGUGCUGAAUAAGUUCGACUUUGGAGCGACACUGGGGCGACAUCAGAUUCAGACGACGCACCGUGUGUCGAGCCUAUUAGUAAGUCAAGUUUGACAAAAUUUCGACAGACUCUGUCGAACUUUUGCCGCACCAAACGCUUUUGCCGCACCUAACUAAAACUGCCGUACCAAAUUGAUUCAGACGUCGUUCUCUUGCCGUACUUAAUUCAUCAGUUAGGUUCAGCACAUAAGGGGAGCGGUGUCUGAACCGGACCUAAAUUACGUCUGUGACGCAGGCUAAGUUUUUUCCUGUAAUCUCUAGUUUUUAAUUUUUCAUUCUGACAACGAUGCGUUAACGUUAAUAUUUGAGUACAACAAUUUUCAUUGAAACCAAUCCCUAUAAUUUUAUGUGGUUAAGCAGGCUGCGAACAGACUGGAGAUUCAACUCAGGUGACAAUUAUUUUGGAGAUUUUAAUGUACUGUAAGAAAGGUUAGAAAAUAAUUUUUGUAACUGUCUCCGGUUGUUCUUAUCUACAGGUAUGGCAGAUAGUGACCAAAGAAGGGAGUUUCUGGAAGAAAUUCAAUUGAUGAAAGCAUUGGGUUCGCACAAGAAUAUUGUUAACAUGGUCGGUUGUUGCACUUUGGAGGAACCCAUGUUCUUGUUGGUUGAAUUUGUCCCUUACGGUGAUCUUCUGCAUUACCUCAGAAAGCGCCGAGGAAAGGUACAAGAUAUAAAGGAAUCUACUCAAAGCGGCUUCCAUUGGAAAUAAAUUGUUAAAGCCAAACUGUUUAGUUUGGACCUAUAAAAGAAUUGCCUGGAGUGCACUUCGUUUGAGAGAUUUAUCCUUAUUAAUGUCUUGUCAAAGACGUUAAUAUUUACCAUGCACUCCUCUGUCGUAGGCUUCCUUAAUCUGCUUCUUCUCUGGCCGUAUAGUAGUAUUUUAUAGAAUCAUUAGCGAAAGUUAUCCGCCGUUCCCUUCGUGAUGACCCAUUUGACCGAACAUUUUAAAACCGAGUUUCUUUUUUGCUGUACCACGCGUAGCACUCCUUCACAUGUCAACCGUGUCAUCGCAUUAAUGUUCAAAACCAUAUUACAGGUACAUUCAAAAACCAUAUAGAUUUUUUUUUAAAAAAAUCUAGUCAGUGGAUAUGUUAUUCUGUAUGUACCCGGCGCUAAUGGAUACCAAGAAAAUAUGACUGUAUCUUCCCUUUUACAUGGGAACUGGGACGAUUUUUUUGCCUCUUUUUCAGGUAAAAGUGUACCCCGGAGACGAGUCAAAAAGUCCAUACCGCUCUACAUAUUGUGAAACAUAUGUACUUAAUGCAAAGCGGGGAGAAAUAUCAGUACAGGUACAUGUACAUAGUCGUUGGAAUUAUUUGUUGCAUGAGUCGGUAAAAUAAUUUCAAAGCCUACCACCAGUGCGGUCAUUUUUUUUUUCCUGGUUAACUGAAAUAUAAUAUUUUAUGCUAGACGUUAUGUAUGUUUCUUCUCUGGUUGGCUUUCUAUUCUUUUUAUAUAAUUAGUGUUUCAGCGGAUUACCUGUGUCUGGUUAGCUCGGUUGCUAGGAUGAAGCGCCGGUCUGCCACUGCCCAAGCCCCGGCGGGCCCGCAACAUAUGGGGUCUUAGAAUAAUUAAGGAGAAAGUGUUGCCUUUGUAACGACAACUAUGGUUAGACUUUCUAGUACCUCUUGGACAAGGACGAUAAGACGCACAACACUUGCACAUAUAAUAAAUUCUUUGGGACGUUAAUGAAUCCAUGGCGGGGGCACGACCCAUUGUGGGAAUCUAUCUCAAAUUCACACUCACAUUAGUGGCGGGCAUUCCAUAACUUAUGAAUACUUCAAAACUUACGCACUGCACUAUCAGCAGUCUGGCAAAAGUUCUCCAACCAAAGCAGUAAAUUAUACCUGAAAGUCCUGAGGAGAGUGACUAAUGUCAUAUUCACAAUUUUACAAUUUAAGAACUCUAGUGUUGGUUCUAGGUGAUUUUUUUUUCUAUUUAAUUUUUAGGCAACUAGGAGCGAUCGUAUUUACGUUAAUACCCCUGACGCUCCAAAGAGUGACGGCGGAAACGUGCAGAUUCUCUCAUUUUCUCAGUCUUCAAAAGCGGGUGAGGAAUCCGGAGCUGAAAACAAAGGGAUGGCGAAAGAUGAAAUUCACUCAGACGACGACGACGAAGAAGAAGAUGCUCUGACACCAGGAGAUUUACUUGCAUUUGCCUGGCAAAUCAGCGAAGGCAUGGUAAGAAUACUGCAUGUUUGGCCAUGUGAACACAUACAUGGGGCAAAUUUCAAACUUUCGUAACUCUCCUCUCGCUUACUUUGUUUUGAUUCUGACAAAAAUUGGUGCCGAAGUUUAGUGAUGCGGGUUCUCCGAAAAGCGAAACCAGUGACUGCCGAAGCACGUAUUGUCAUUUCUAUCACGCUUUUGGUAUAUCACUUUUACUAGAUGAAAUAAGAAUGUAUCAGCGUAAGUCUAUAACAGCCUCAGUCUCCUAGAGUCUCAGUUAAGAUAUGCGUAAAAUGUUCCAAUAUUAAUUCAAACGACUGGAUCAGAAUACAUUACCUAUUUUGUUUCUUAACCCACACUAAAAAUUGUCUAGCGGGGGCCUUGCCAUGCAGAUAUCGCUUUAUUCUGUUAUAGAAAACGCAUGUGGAUUAAGUAUUCGAUUACAUAAUUGAACAAGAAAAUAUCAUAGCGAAACGGGUCACACCGGACGAGUUCAUCCUGGUUGCUCUGACGUAGCGACAAAAAGGUCAUCCCGGUACGAAAUCUCUCACAUUAAAGUAUCAUGUAAACGAAGAUCGACAACUCGUUUUAAUACGAAAUCUGUCUCCCAGUGAAAGAAAAAGAAAGUAUAACGCGACAAGAAAUCACGUGGAUGAGAGUAACCUCAAGAAAACAAAAAUGGAUCUCUCAAAUAUAAGUAGGAUUCAAAGGAGAGAUAAAACCCUGGCAAUCUUUGGUAAGUUUAAAGUGAAACUGAAAGUAUUGUGGGAUGUUAACACUGAAACAUAAUGUAACAAAUUUCAACAGGAAUAUUUGGCGAGAAAAGGCUUUGUACAUCGCGACUUAGCAGCCCGCAACGUUCUUGUUGGAGAGAAUAAAAUUGCAAAAGUAGCAGAUUUUGGUUUGACUCGACACGUGUAUGAAGAGAAGGUUUAUCAUGCUAAAAGAAGCAGGAAACUCCCCUUGAAAUGGAUGUCUAUUGAAGCCAUUUUUGAUCAAACAUUCACCUCACAGAGCGAUGUGUAAGUAUUUUGUUUAUAGUUAUGCGUCAAAGGAUAAACUAAUGUUUAAACUCCUAUCAAUACAACUGUAUAAAUGCUGAUGUAAGCUAAAAAGAUCGAUAGCUUAAUUUGUAAAUGACUGACCACUGACUUUUCCUACCUAAACUCGCCCCAGGUAAGGUAAUCUGGGUACCGGAGUCCUGUAAAUGUUUCUUUCUGAAAUCAGGAAUCGGACAUAUUUUCGCUUGUAUAAUCCGGAAUCUACAGCUUAAGGAAUCCGGAAAAUCCAGCCAACGAUUGGAAUCCGAAAUCCAAGUUCCAUGAGAAUCCAGUACCAGUACCUAGAAUCCGAGAUCUACAUUGUUGAAUCCAGAAUCCCCACAAAACUAUCUAAACUAUCUUGGAUUACUUUACAUGUGGUGACUAACCAAAGACUGUCAUUCACUCUAUUGACUGAUAGCAAGCGAGUACGGUAUAACUGAAAUGCUUGUAUUAAUUGCUUUAUGAGGUACGUUGUAAAAUUUAAGAUUCAUCAUUUGUCUUAUCACUGUUCGCUCACGUAUCAGCAAAGAGGCGCCCCUCGUCGCCGGCAUGUAACACUUCAUUGAGUAUUUGGAAUGAUAAUAAUGGUACUUGUUGUUUAUUGUUAGAUGGGCCUUUGGUGUUCUCUUAUGGGAGUUGGUCACACUUGGUAAGUUUUCACGCAUAACUUUUACUUGUGAGUUGUGUUUCCUGAAAACUACUAAAGUUCCAUCGGUUUAGAACCGUUUAUUUUUUUUCAUUUUUGCGCUCCAAUGGUUAUAUAAGGGAGCUUUUACGGUCACGAGGGAACGAAAAAGAUACUGCCGUUGAAAGGUUUUCAAACAUUCUCAGAUUAAACAAGUUUCCAUAAUGAUUUGCACAAUUUACAGCCUGCAUGAACUGGUUUCCACUGCAACAGAUUGGAUUGGAAUUUCUGGAAUUUCGAUCAGGAAGUUUUAUUAGUUUUCCCCCAAUUUUAUUCUUUCAUUGUAUGUUUUAAAGUUAUUUCAGGACAAAGAUUAAUUCUUAUUCGCUUGUAUUUAGGUGGCACUCCAUAUCCAACAAUUAACAAUAGGGAACUGCUUCGCCUUUUGAAAACUGGCUAUCGUAUGGAGAAACCAGAAAUCUGCAAUGACGAAAUGUAUGUUAUGACUGUGUAAUUAGAUUAUUCUGCAAGUCAUGUUCCAAUUAUUACCCAGGGCUUUUUAAUAACACGGGACUUUUAAAAGCCAAAAUUUUAACCUACAGUUUCUUUUUCGUUUACGAAACUCUAUGGAAACAUAGAUUUUCUUUAGAGAGUUUACGUUUGUAGGUUAUAGAUUGAAGAUUUCGAUCAAUUUUGUCUGUUUCAUUUCGUGGUAAUUAUUAUUGAUGGACGGGAUUAACAUGGCGUUUUCUUAAAAAAUUUUUAAAGCAAAGCAAAAUAAAAUAAGAUAAAGUAAAAUAAAAAAGAGAAACAGACUCAAUAGUUUUAACUGCAUGCAAUUCAAACUCUACCCUUCACCAUUCACCAGCAUCUGAACCCGCCCACUGAAGAUAAAGAUGUUCAAACGGAUCUAACAUGUUGCAUUCAACAAUGUGGAUCAUUCCUUUCGAAUGGAUUUCAAGGGUGGGCUGAACGCUCAGUUAAUUACAUUCUGUGAUUUCUUUUUAGCUACGAGAUAAUGACGCAUUGUUGGAUGGAAUCACCUAACGACAGACCAAACUUUACGCAGAUAAGAGAGAGACUGGAAGUGAUGAUGCAGAAGGAUAACCCUUACCUGGAUUUCAGUGCAUUGGAUGAAACCAGGGAAUAUUAUAAUGUACCAUCAUUUAACAGUCUCGUUGACGAAACCACAGACGACGAGUUUCUUGACAAAGAAGACGACGAACUCUUAAGAGAAACAAGCGAUGACUGCAAUGAAGGGGAAAACAUUGACGCAGGCGACUCUGCAAAAAGGAACGAACUUGCCACCAUGGCCAAGGCAUUCAAGAACCUUGACAAAAGGGGUGAUAAUUUUGAUCCUGGUUUUGGACUUAAUAACAACAAUAAGUUGGCAGGGAAGGGAUUCAGUGAAUUGAAGGAUAUUAAAGUGGAUUUCGACGCCAUCGAAAUGUCAAUAUAUCGCGCGGGUAAUAAGGAAAUUGCCCUCUAGCAAUCUAAUAAUUAACCGAUCGUCAAGGGCUGCCCUCUGUCCGCUUGAAAGCUAACUUUUCCAGCUGUCAUAUUAAAAUAAGCUGUUUGUAUUUAACACAUAUAGUGACGAUCAUUGGUUAGUCUGUUCUCAUUGUCGAGAUCUAGCUUAAAAUUGAAGGUGCACUGGUUUCACUCCGUUUUGCCAUGUGGGUGUACUAUUGAGUAAUUGUCACACUAUACAAUGGCGGAUAAAUUUUUCUGGACGACAAGUAUCGAUUUGAACUUGCAUAUUUUGCCCUGUAAGUUUUAAUUACGAACUGAAGCAAAGGACCCUA